CGGCUUCCAGCUCCGAGGGCGGCCGAGCCAUGAGCGAGCCGCCGGUCGAAGUGCUCGCCUUCCUCCGCGAACACCCGAGUCUGCGGCUGGAGCCCGGCGCCGCUAAGGUGAAAUGCGCUCUCACCGGCCACGAGUUGCCCUGCCGUCUGCCCGAGCUCCAGGUCUACACCCGCGGCAAGAAGUACCGGCGGCUGGUCAGCGCCUCUCCGGCCUUCGAUUACGCGGAGUUCGAGCCGCACAUCGUGCCCAGCACCAAGAACCCGCACCAGCUGUUCUGCAGACUCACCCUGCGGCACAUCAACAAGGUCCCCGAGCAUGUGCUGAGGCACACCCAGGGCCAGCGGUACCAGAGAGCUCUGCGUGAAUAUGAAAGGUGUCAGAAGCAGGGCGCGGAGUACGUGGCCGCCUGCCUCCUGCACAGGAGGAGGAGGAGGGAGGACCGGGUGGAUGGCGCCGGGCCGCCUCGCCGGGGAGAAGCCUUCUGGGAACCUUCGUCCGGUGAGGACGGCGCAGCUACAAGUGACAGUGAUGACAGCAUGACAGACCUGUACCCGCCCGAGGUGUUCACCAGAAAGGACCCGGGAGGGACUGAACACGGGGACGGCACUGAGGACUUUCUGACCGAGGGGGAGGACGAGAGGCCAAGGGGCCUGACAGAAACGGGCCCUGGGGGCGGAGAAGAGACGCGAGGGGACCAGGAGCCGGUCCUCAAGCGCCGGAAGAGGCAGUUGGGCUCAGCGAAGAAGUUCAGACGUCACCACCGUAAACCCAAGAGCUUCAGCUCUUUUAAACAGUCAGGUUAAUAAACGGCUGCCGGAGAAAAGCGCAUGCGGAAAGCUUUUCCAGAGUCCUUCAGGUCCUCGAGCCCGGGUCCUCUUCAAGCCACCUGCUGUGCGCCCUCUCAGCCGAUGGGGUGGGUGUCUCCGGGUCCCCUCCAUCCGCUCACAUUUGCUGCCCCCGGGGCUGGGGCUGGGAGUCUGUGCCACUGGCAUCAGGGCCACCUUACCCAUCCCCAGGAAGCAGCCCCCAGGGACCCCGAGGGAAGCAUUCUCUCCGGACGUGGCUUCUCAGCGGGCCUUGGCGAAGCCUAGAGGGUUCGGCUGGCUCGCUGGGCAUCCGAGGAGAGGCCUGGUCAGGCCCCACCCCAGCUGGACAACACCAGAGGAUCACGCCGCAUACAACAAAUGCCGUUAUUUAUUUUGAUGUUUCCAAAAAUCAAAACGUUUCCAAACACAACUAAGAUAUAAAAUACAGCAUAAAAUGAGAUUUAUACCUAUUUCCCACAUAAAGCCAAAAAAUUGUCAGAAA
Lynx canadensis (Canada lynx) is the source of this 1308-nucleotide messenger RNA. RefSeq names its product surfeit 2 (gene SURF2). The record is from RefSeq and is a predicted model, not a curated record. The transcript has 6 exons. Bases 30 to 803 code for a protein of 257 amino acids. Lineage: Eukaryota; Metazoa; Chordata; Mammalia; Carnivora; Felidae.